Molecule: messenger RNA, 1506 nt
Organism: Saxophila tyrrhenica
Lineage: Eukaryota; Fungi; Ascomycota; Dothideomycetes; Mycosphaerellales; Extremaceae
Exons: 2
Coding region: 1-1506 (501 amino acids)
Biological process (GO): GPI anchor biosynthetic process
Cellular component (GO): endoplasmic reticulum
Source: RefSeq, a predicted model, not a curated record
AUGCGCCUCUCCACCAUCCUCCUCGCCCUCUUCCGCUUCUUCACUCCGCCCGCCAUAAUCCUCACCCUUGGCCUCUACUUCUAUGCGCCCCUUCUCGACUGCUCAUUCCCCGUAGUACGGCGAGCGGUACCUGGCUGCUCCAUACCAGGCCAGGAGCGCGCACGCAUCCCAGAGGAGACUGCGCCGUUCCGUCUACUAGCAUUCGGAGAUCCACAGCUAGAAGGCGACACCAGUCUUCCCCCACCCGAUGCGCCGUACUUCCCGCGGCUCAAUGAGUUAGGACGGCGGCUGAAGGACUGGGAGGUGGGCGAGUUCGAGUGGAAAGAUGCAGUGAAGGAGGUGGUGCUGUGGGAUAUUCCCAGACACAUCUACGCAGCGAGGAAGAGGUUGGAUCUGUGGGGCAACGACCUGUAUCUAGCGCAUAUCUACCGGACAGUAUUCUGGUGGUCGCAGCCGACGCACGUAGUAGUACUUGGAGAUCUGCUGGGAAGCCAAUGGAUUGGGAAUGAAGAGUUCAAGCGGAGGAGUGACCGCUUCUGGAAGAAGGUGUUCAAGGGAGCUGAGAGGGUACCCAGGGCUAUCACAGAUUCGAGUGGGAGGGCGGAGGUGCUGGGACAGGAUGAGAGUUGGAAAAGACGAAUCAUCGCUGUAGCCGGUAACCACGACAUUGGGUAUGCUGGAGACCUCGACGACCACCGCAUCGAGCGGUUUGAGGAGACGUACGGCAACGUCAACUGGGACAUCCGCUUCAGAUUGGACAACGUAUCUACAUCUCCAGGGACGGAGAAGUCAAUGCCAUUCGGCUCCCAGACUCUUACACCUCAGGAUCCCGAGCUUCACCUCGUCAUCCUCAACACAAUGAACCUUGACUCGCCAGCCUACAACGAGGCCCUUCAGCAGCAAUCCCGCGACUUCGCCGAAAGCACACUGUUCCACCCCAGCUCCAAUCCCAACACCGCUACCAUCCUCCUCACACACAUCCCUCUUCACAAGCCAGACGGCGUCUGCGUCGACUCGGAAUUCUUUGACUGGUUUCCCGACGAUCAAGGUGGCGGGAUUAAGGAGCAGAACUUUCUGCUCAAAGGCUCUUCGGACUACCUCCUCAAUGGCCUCACAGCGCACGGGAGCCACCAGAGUGCUAUUGUGCUGAAUGGACAUGAUCACGAGGGAUGCGAUACUUACCACUUUCACCCCGGCCAGCCCGGGGAAGGGCCGUGGGAGGCGAAGCACUUCAAUGCUGCGGAAGAAGAGCGCCAGAACGAGGUGUUGACGGGGAUCAGAGAGAUUACGGUGAGAAGUAUGAUGGGGUUCUUGAGUGGAUGGUGGGAUAAAGAAGAGGCGAGGUGGAAAUUCGAAUAUAGCAGCUGUCCGUUUGGGAUACAGCAUAUUUGGUGGGGUGUGCAUAUCUUCGACUUGGUGGUGAUUGGGAUGGGGUUAGUUGGAUCUGGGCUGGCGGUGUGGGAGGUCUUUGUGGUGGAGGAGCGGGAGAAACUGAAGAAAGCAUAG